This is a messenger RNA of Blastocystis hominis, 633 nucleotides long. RefSeq lists its product as hypothetical. Lineage: Eukaryota; Bigyra; Opalinata; Blastocystidae. The coding region runs from base 1 to 633 and encodes 210 amino acids. Gene Ontology annotation, molecular function: protein binding. The record is from RefSeq and is a predicted model, not a curated record. The transcript is spliced from 2 exons.
AUGCUGAGCGCUGAGUUCCUCCCCAACCUGGAAAUAUUGGAUUUGAGCGAGAAUCACAUCGGAAAUGAGGGGAUUCGAGAGCUGGGAAAUGGAUCGAACUUGCGAUGUCUGCAACAGGUCAAAGUGUUGUACCUGUGCAGAAACCAGAUCACAGACGAAGGAGCCAGCUGCAUUUACUUGUUCGUACGAAACAAAGUCUGGAAGAGUAUCCAGCAACUCUUUCUGGAUGACAAUUCCUUCUCCAAAAUAUCGGUUAUUCAUCUGCAGUCGCUUGUGAAUAUGAACAAUUGCCUGAACUGCAUCUAUCUGAACGAAAUGACCAGACGGCGCGAGCACUUUCUCCAUUUUGAAUCCUCUACAGAAGACAACUCAGAUAAAAAUUCUCCAGAACAAAAUGAUUUGGACAGUACGCUCCUCCAUCCCGACUUCACUGUAGACAGCGAGGAAGACGAAAAGCUUCUUCAGGAAAUAUUCGAUGAUUCCAUUGAUAACAUACUUUAUCCUUGUUCUCUUCGAAGGACGAGUGAUGACAAGGAUGGGAGUUGGACUCCAGUUGAUGUCAAUAUGACCCCCAUUCCAGGUCCAGUCGGUUUGGGUGUUGAUUCUGAUGUGUAUCCUAGUCCUACAGCUUGA